AUGCUGACGAUCAAAAUAGAAUCAUUCAGCAUGAGGGUUACUCUCAAGGUCGGGGCUGAUCAAGCAAGUAGGACUGUGGUUGAUCCUGGAGAUACCUCUGUGGAGGGCGACCAGCACGAAGACAAAGGCGAUCACCAAGACGUGGUCUCACUAAGUUCGGCUGAGUUGCCUAGUUCUCACGCUUUUAGUAUAGACAGAAUCUCUCUAGGCCCACCUUUCGCAACACUCAGGUCACUGGGUGCUCUAGCAAGAGACGAAUCGGCCUUGGACACCAAGCAACAAGCUCGGAGAACGAGUCAAUUAUCUCAUCACAGCGUUUAUGACCCAGUCUCACGGGGUGUCUUAUCAUUAAAUGAUGCCGGAAAAGCAAUCCAAACAUACUUCACGCAUUGUCAUCCAUUAGCCCCUGUUCUAACCAUAUGUUCCGUUGGAUUGCGGUUCUGGGAUAUGGAUCAGACACAGGGUAGCCUAGGGCAUAACGCAUACCCUCGCUUCUCAGAACUCACAGCAAUGCUAGACCAAGCUGUUUCUAAGCUUCUUCUUCGGCCAACCCCGUUAGAUGUCUCUUUGGACUCUGUUCUUGUGCUUCUAUUGUACGCUCAAUGGAUGCCCUGCAAUUGGGGUAGCGAAAGCGACCAGCCUUCGAACCGCACAGGGACAACUGGGUCACCGAAAAGUCGCUACAAUGAAGUAAGCGCAUGGGCUGUAUUGGGUCUUGCUCUUCGCUACGCUCUACUGCUAGGACUAGAUCGCGUGGCUAUUGCUCCUUUCCAUGGUCCCGUCGAUGCGAUCACAGAAAACGAUGUCUGUCGCCUAAGGGUCUGGUAUAAUUUACUCAAUUGUGACUUUAAUCUUAUGCUUAUAUCUGGACUUCCGGCAUCUGUGGACCCAGCACCAUCAGCCCAAGUGGCAGGACGUUUUGCUUCCAGCAUAUAUAGCAAGCAGCCUGGGGACCUCCGUGUCUCUGGUCUUGUAGAGCUCGUGUCUAUAGUACAUCGCGCUAUGCAAAGCUGUGGAGACAUAUCUGGGCAUCACUUGAGCCCAUCAUGUCUUCGAAAACUUAACAUUGAAUUAGAAAAAUGGGAACGAACCUGGUAUAUGAGGCUACGAAAUACCGAAUCGCAGCACAACCAACUGCCGUUCAAUUCAGUUAGAUCAUACCGUCUUGCUCUCAAUAGCGCGUCACUAGGCCCAUUGCUAUCCCCAACAGCGCAAAAGUCACAUCCAUCGUCACGAAUAUCACAACUGCAAUCCCUUGAAAUUAGUCUCACCGCAGCAUCGCAAAUGCUUAUUUCGCUUUGUAGCGACGGUGAGACCCACGUCUGGGGACUUGAAUCACAGAACCUGCCUACUUUUCCCAGUCGUCCAUUUCAUAUCGAUACUGCCGCAGUCCGGCGUCUACACUUUGCUGUCGAUCCUGCCUGGAUAUCAUAUACCUUUGCCGUGACAUUUUUGGUGCUUUGUUACAUACGAGGGGUUAUAGAUGAUAUAUUUGAUAGCGUGUGCUCGACAAUGAGUUACCAUCCAGCCUACGAAUUCAGAGCUAUCGUGCACGGAGCUACUGCUCUCGUAUUGGCUCCCGGUAAUUCUGACAAUGAUGGGAGACAGGAGAUUGACGAACUGGCGCUCCAGUCUCUUUUGGAUUUGAUGAAUGAUGCCGGCUUGGAAUGGCCAGGGAAUAUGGCAGAUUUUACAAACGACUUGAAUACUGGCUGGGAUGUGAAUGGGUUGUUUACCAUGUAA
Molecule: messenger RNA, 1743 nt
Organism: Talaromyces atroroseus
Lineage: Eukaryota; Fungi; Ascomycota; Eurotiomycetes; Eurotiales; Trichocomaceae
Exons: 9
Coding region: 1-1743 (580 amino acids)
Source: RefSeq, a predicted model, not a curated record